Messenger RNA from Solea solea (common sole), 2405 nucleotides. RefSeq names its product adaptor related protein complex 3 subunit mu 1 (gene ap3m1). Gene Ontology annotation, biological process: intracellular protein transport; endocytosis. Gene Ontology annotation, cellular component: clathrin adaptor complex; cytoplasmic vesicle. The record is from RefSeq and is a predicted model, not a curated record. Lineage: Eukaryota; Metazoa; Chordata; Actinopteri; Pleuronectiformes; Soleidae. Bases 221 to 1477 code for a protein of 418 amino acids. The transcript is spliced from 9 exons.
AGGUCCGAUUUGUGGAGGUGGUGAAUAUUUGAACCCGCCAGAAAAACCGUCACAGUUUAACUAACAGGGGUUAAGGUUUUUUGUGGUAUUUCGGCGUGUAAUCGUGAUUACGUUGCGCUUACGUGUUCGGACAUUUGCAGGCGCUUUCUCAGCUGCUCACACUCUUCUGCCAUAUUGGCACAGAGUGACACAUCAGUGGCAGCUGGAGUCAGCAGCUGAGAUGAUCCACAGUCUGUUCCUGAUUAAUCACACGGGAGACAUCUUCCUGGAGAAACACUGGAAGAGUGUCAUCAGCCGAAGCGUGUGUGAUUACUUCUUGGAAGUGAAGGAGAAGGCGGUGGAGCCCGAGAAUGUUCCCCCCGUGCUGCAGACCCCUCACCACUACCUCAUCUCCAUCUACAGAGACAAGCUCUUUUUUCUCUCGGUCAUCCAGACUGAGGUCCCUCCCCUCUUUGUCAUUGAGUUCCUGCACAGAGUGGCAGACACUUUUCAGGACUACUUUGGAGAAUGCUCCGAAUCUAUAAUCAAGGACAAUGUGGUGACGGUGUACGAGCUGCUGGAGGAGAUGCUGGACAACGGCUUUCCACUAGCAACAGAGUCCAACGUCCUCAAAGAGAUGAUCAAGCCUCCCACCAUCCUGCGAUCGGUCGUCAAUACGCUCACGGGAUCAAGUAAUGUUGGAGAUAAGCUGCCAACAGGUCAACUGUCCAAUAUUCCGUGGAGACGGGCUGGGGUUAAAUACACCAAUAAUGAGGCAUAUUUUGACGUGAUAGAGGAAAUUGAUGCCAUUCUGGACAAAUCGGGAAUGACGGUAUUUGCAGAGAUCCAGGGUGUAAUUGAAGCCUGCACGAGGCUCAGUGGGAUGCCUGACCUGACUCUGUCCUUCAUGAAUCCUCGUCUUCUUGACGAUGUGAGUUUCCACCCGUGUGUGCGGUUUAAACGCUGGGAGGCGGAGCGUGUCCUCUCUUUCAUCCCACCAGAUGGAAACUUCACACUCAUGACUUAUCAUGUCAGCGCUCAAAAUCUUGUAGCUAUCCCAGUGUACGUGAAGCAGAACAUCAGCUUCUUUGAGACGGGAUCUUGUGGUCGGCUGGACAUCACGAUUGGACCGAAGCAGACCAUGGGGAAGAUGGUGGAGGGCUUGAUGGUCACUGUGCACAUGCCCAAAGCUGUGCUCAGUGUCAACCUCACAGCCUCACAGGGAAACUACACCUAUGACCUCGCCACUAAGGUGUUAGUUUGGGACAUUGGGAAAUUGAACCCCCAAAAGCUUCCCAACCUGCGCGGGACACUGAGUGUGCAGUCAGGAGCCCCCACACCCGAAGAGAACCCUGCUCUCGACAUUAAGAUGAAGAUACAGCAGCUGGCCAUCUCAGGUCUCAAGGUAAAUCGUCUCGACAUGUAUGGAGAGAAGUACAAGCCAUUUAAAGGGGUCAAAUAUAUGACUAAAGCGGGUAAAUUCCAAGUGCGAACCUGAGUGAGGAGUGUCCGGUGAGGCUAAAGGUCAGUGUGCCAAAUGUGAGGCAAGGUCACCACAUCUCAAAGUCAACGCUCGAAUAAAUUUUACACAUCCUGCAGCUCAUUCUCAAUAACAUAUUGUUAUUGCAUUCCAACAGAUAUUUUUAUGUGUUUGACAUUACAUACUGGUGAUAUAAAAGGGUGUAUUUGUGGCCCGUGAAGGGAUGCCUUAAAAAUCAAUUUGACUUUUUUGAAGUGCUCGUUUUUAAUCCAUGUUAUCAUGCUUUCUUUUUUUUCUUUGUCUAACUUUUCGAGUGUUGCUGGAGGGGAUUGUUUGGGUUUGAAAGGGACACUCACAGCUCACUUCACCAUUUCACUACAACACACCUGUGCAAUCAUGCAUGUACGGUUCUUAUAUUACUGUGCAAAAGAUUUCGCCACCACCAUUAGAUUUGUUUUGGAAAAUAUGGGAUAUUAAUAACAGUAGUUAGUGUGAGACUUGAACAAUAACACAACUCUGGCUUUCCUAAAAACAGAAAAGCUGGUGGUGAUCUCAGAUGUUUGCACAAUACUUUAUGCAUGUGCUUAUAUCUAUCCUCUAAGUAGCCACAGUGUGUCUUUAGACGGUGCGUCUGUAGUACAGGUAUUUUUUCUUAAGCGUGGCCUUGGAAGAGGAGGUUAAAGUGCUUUGUUCAGCACACAAGCACACAGCACAGUCUGCACGUGUCCAAGAACACAGGGAUGCAUAUCCUAAAUCUUUAUAUCUAAGGUACAUAUUUGACUUUGGGAGUGCAACUGCCACAUAAGCCUAGCAACAAGACUACAAAGAUCCUCACACAACCUUGAAAGCAUUUGCACAAUCAAUUGUCCAUGUGGAAAAAUACUACUUAAAGCUCUUGUAUGAAGUAUGAAUUUGUAUAAGUUGUCUUAUAAAAGCUUUACAUUCA